Pimephales promelas (fathead minnow) is the source of this 5418-nucleotide messenger RNA. It is a transcript of the gene braf, whose product is annotated as B-Raf proto-oncogene, serine/threonine kinase. The record is from RefSeq and is a predicted model, not a curated record. Gene Ontology annotation, cellular component: mitochondrion; plasma membrane; cytosol. Gene Ontology annotation, molecular function: ATP binding; MAP kinase kinase kinase activity. NCBI's taxonomy places the organism in Eukaryota, Metazoa, Chordata, Actinopteri, Cypriniformes, Leuciscidae. Gene Ontology annotation, biological process: protein phosphorylation; MAPK cascade.
CUAUUUUCCACUCAGUUUCUCGUGGUUUAAAAUGGCGGCGUUGAGCAGCGCCGAGUCCCCACCGCCCGUCUUCAACGGAGACAGCAUGAACCGCGAUCCGGAGCGGGACCCGGGACUGGACGAGCUGGGCGCGGGGCUCGAACCUGCCUGUCCAGGAGGAGCGGCGAUCCCCGAAUGUCAACAGGACAUUCCCGAGGAGAUAUGGAACAUCAAACAGAUGAUUAAGUUAACCCAGGAGCACCUAGAAGCCCUUUUAGAUAAGUUUGGAGGAGAACACAAUCCACCAUCUAUAUACCUGGAGGCCUAUGAAGAGUACACCAGUAAGCUGGAUGCAUUACAGCAGCGGGAACAGCAGCUUUUGGAGGCUAUCGGAAACGGAACAGAGUUCUGCUCCUCGCCGACACUAACCCUGCUGGAUGUGAAGGGGCCGGGCACCCAGAGUGCCCCAAUCACCCCAAACACAUUGGCUGUCCUGCAGACCCCCACUGACGCAUCACGAGGGAAUCCCCGCUCGCCCCAGAAACCCAUCGUAAGGGUUUUCCUGCCCAACAAACAGAGGACAGUGGUUCCAGCUCGUUGUGGGAUGACUCUGAGAGACUCUUUAAAGAAGGCUCUGAUGAUGCGAGGCCUGAUCCCAGAAUGCUGUGCGGUCUACAGGGUUCAGGAUGGGGAGAAGAAGCCGAUUGGCUGGGACACAGACAUUUCCUGGUUGACGGGGGAGGAGCUCCAUGUUGAGGUUUUAGAGAAUGUGCCUCUGACGACCCAUAAUUUUGUGCGAAAGACCUUCUUCACGCUGGCCUUCUGUGACUUCUGCCGGAAGCUGCUGUUUCAGGGCUUCCGCUGCCAGACGUGCGGCUACAAGUUCCACCAGCGCUGCAGCACAGAGGUCCCGCUCAUGUGUGUCAACUACGAUCAGCUGGAUUUACUGCUGGCAUCAAAAUUUCUAGUGCACCAUCCCAUUACCCAAGAGGAGAUGUCAUCAGAGGGCACGACACCCGUUUCAGAGAUGUGCCCCUCCCUCCCUCCAUCCGAGUCCACUGGGUCUCUUUGCCAUCCUUCUGUAUCCCCGUCCAAAUCCAUCCCUAUCCCACAAUCCUUCAGACCUGGAGAGGAGGACCACCGCAACCAGUUUGGCCAGAGGGAUCGCUCUUCCUCGGCCCCUAAUGUCCAUAUCAACACCAUCGAGCCGGUCAACAUUGAUGAUUUGAUCCGUGAUCAAGGUUUACCGAGGUCAGAUGGAGCCCCCUCGCAACACCCAGCCCGCUGCUUGAGGAAGAACCGAACACGGACCUCAAGCCCCCUUCUGUCCUCCCACCCCAAUGAAAUUGUCUUUGAUUUUGAGCCUGAGCCAGUGUUCAGAGGCUCCACAACAGGCCUGUCGGCCACACCUCCUGCCUCCCUGCCUGGUUCCCUGCCGAAUGUGAAGGUGUCGAAAUCGCCGUGCCAGCCGAGGGAGCGGAAGCCAUCGUCUUCAUCUGAGGACCGCAAUAAAAUGAAAACUCUAGGUCGACGGGACUCGAGCGAUGAUUGGGAGAUCCCAGAAGGUCAGAUCACCCUGGGUCAGCGGAUAGGAUCUGGCUCCUUUGGAACAGUCUAUAAGGGGAAGUGGCACGGUGAUGUGGCGGUAAAGAUGUUGAAUGUCACAGCCCCCACUCCACAGCAGCUACAGGCCUUUAAAAAUGAAGUGGGUGUCCUCAGGAAAACCCGCCAUGUGAAUAUCCUGCUCUUCAUGGGCUACACCACCAAACCCCAGCUGGCUAUAGUUACACAGUGGUGUGAAGGCUCGAGUCUCUACCAUCACCUGCACAUCAUCGAGACCAAGUUUGAGAUGAUCAAGCUGAUUGACAUUGCCCGCCAGACGGCCCAGGGCAUGGACUAUCUGCACGCCAAGUCCAUCAUCCAUAGAGAUCUGAAGAGUAACAAUAUCUUUUUGCAUGAGGAUCUAACGGUAAAGAUUGGUGAUUUCGGUCUGGCUACGGUGAAGUCCCGUUGGAGUGGCUCACACCAGUUUGAGCAGCUAUCUGGCUCUAUCUUGUGGAUGGCUCCAGAGGUGAUCAGACUGCAGGAUAAAAACCCAUACAGUUUCCAGUCGGAUGUCUACGCGUUCGGCAUUGUGCUCUAUGAGCUCAUGUCAGGGGCUCUGCCUUAUUCCAACAUCAACAACAGAGACCAGAUUAUCUUUAUGGUUGGCCGAGGUUACCUUUCCCCUGACCUGAGCAAAGUGCGCAGUAAUUGCCCAAAGGCCAUGAAGAGACUUAUGGCAGAUUGUUUGAAGAAAAAGCGAGAGGAGAGACCUCUUUUCCCUCAGAUCCUGGCCUCCAUUGAGUUAUUGGCACGUUCUCUGCCCAAGAUCCACCGCAGCGCUUCUGAACCGUCCCUUAACCGCGCUGGCUUCCAGACAGAAGACUUCAGCCUGUACGCCUGCGCUUCCCCCAAGACACCCAUUCAGGCUGGUGGCUAUGGUGAAUUCUCAGCGUUUAAGUAGUGCUGCAAAUCCUACAACUCCAUCCCUUGUCAGUUUUUACGACGUCUUGUGUUCCUACGGUGGGUUCAUCCAUAACUCAGAAAAGGACUAGUUUUCAAAGAAUGUGCUGUUUUUCUUCCUCUUUACCCGAAGAGCUACAGCCUCAAUGGAAUUGCUUUAAAAUAAAAAAAGAUCUCUGCAGGGUGUCAUUGCUGAAUUUACAAAAAUGUCAUAAAACAUCACACAGGACAACUCGAUAAUGCAGCGUACAACAAAAAACGACUGAUGUGAGGACACCGAUGCCUGGUCACUGAAGGAAAAAAAGGCAUAGAUUGUGAAGGGGGAUACAAAUCUUUUCCCCAAGAAGGAUGAAUGGGGUUGGGAUGAAUUAUAUUGGAGCACAAGCCCCGCCUUCACUCCGCCCCUGGAGGCGAAGAACACACAGGAUUGGCCAAUCAGAAAACAGGGUCCAUAUUAUGGACUUGUGGCGUGGAAUGAUGGAAAAAUUGGCAUAAGAGCAAGGACGUCAAGUUGCCGUUGUGGAGAGGUGCUGGAUAUCACAAGAUAAUUUGAAUGAUAUUUAGAAACGUUUCUUUCUCUUGCAACGAGUUUGUUACGUUAACGUUGCUUGUGGCUGGAGUUGCUAAUAAUAAAUAAAAAAUUCUACAGGGUCGUAAGUUGUAGAUAAACAGACCCAGUAUUAUUAUUAUUUUUUGUUACAGGCAGGUUUGUGGGCUGGGGUAAAUGAAGCUACCAUUGAAAGACCUCUUUUUUUUAUAAAUAUAUUCUUUGCUUUUAAUUUUUUGUCAAGGCAAAUUCUAGGAUCUUUUAGUUUGCAUCCCCAUGAAUGCCCCUCGCAAAGACGUUUUUAGACUCUUUUGUUCGGCACAAAUUCCAUCAGACAUUUCCGAGGUGGGCAAAAUCAAAGCUGUUUCUGUGCUUCUGGAGAAUGUGAUUAUUUCGUUUUAUUUUGUUUCGCCACAUUCUAGUAGCUGACGUCAUGUUUCUGAAUAAGUCAAAGAUCAUAUUUGAAGUUUCUUGUAGAAAAAAACCCACUGUAUAAAGCAAACACGAAGCCUUGUUUCAGAUGUGGGCGUAUUUCGGAUGUAUUUCUGUACUUUUCACUACAAAUUUAUGCUUAACUGUUGUUAUUAGAAGCCAUUCCUUUGAGGCCAUUGUGGUUAAUAAUGGAUUUUUUUCAUUUGUCCACAAGUCAUGUGACUCUUUGGACCUUGCACCUCUGGAUUCAUUCCAAAAUGUUUGUUCACAGGUCAUAGUUUUUGUUGUUGUUGUUGUUGUUGUUGUUGUUUUUCAUAUAGUUUUUCUUGUGUUAUAGACAGGCAGGCCUGCAAAGUUACAUUAAUUUAUAUUGCUUUAAUUUUAUUACUUUUUGUUCGGUGUUGUUUCAAACUCUGGAAGAGGUGUGUAUAUGUAUGUGUGUAUAUAUAUAUACAUAUAUACAUAUACAUUUAUUUUCUCUCACCCAUUCUGUGAUUUGCUGAAAUGGACAUUAAGCAGUGUGUCUGUGCACUUUGUAUAAAUGACUGAUGCAGAUACGCAAUUUUGCCUUUUUAAAGACUUAUUAUAUUUUGUCAUAUGAAGAGGUUAAAGCAUGGUUACCGGAUUGCAAAAUUAAUGAAAAUUGAUUUCAAAAGCAGGCAGGGCCAUAGGACACUAAAAACCAAAGCUUAAACCAACCUUCUAAUGUCAUCUGUGUCCACCUUCGCCAUUGACAGAGAACGGUUAUCUGGAUCUUCGACCAAAUCUAUUCACCCUAUGAUUCAAACUGGCUUCCUCUGUACCUGCUCGCAAAGUGCGACAAAGCGGCGGCUCUUCGUUUCACGUUGGUCCAAAGACAUUUGCGUCAACCCUCUAGCAUAGCUUUGGGCUGUAGUGUGACACUAGCACUGUGUAGCCCUGAAGUUCGCCUAGACACUGUGGACGGUGGAAGUGCCCUCCUAGGAAUGCUUUUCAUUAUUUCGGCCUCUUCGUGUUGAAAAAAAGUGGCUCCACCUCCUUUUUUUUUUUUUUUCUUGUACGAAACUUUUGCUUUCGGCUCCACAAAAUGCUUGAUGUUGCACAUAUAACUGAGGCUCUGCGCUUGGUUCACCACUCGUGCUCCGUUGCAAAAGCGAGGACACGCGCUCCAUCUUCUUGCUUCUGUUGAGAUGGAUUGAUUUAUUUAUUUUGAGUCUCUUUUUAUUUUUAUAAGGAUGAUGCUCUGUGAAUUGUUUCAGUCACUUAAACUUGCCAUUAAGGAAAGAGGAGCUCCGUGAAUCCUUUUGUUUGUGACAUUCGUCACUGUUUUCACAUGUAUAGUUCCUUGACAAGACGUUUAAAUGGACUUGUUCUCAGAUUAAGCUGGCAAACUUAUCAUGGGUUGCGUAUGGAGGUAGUAGAGGUGUAUUUUAAGAGUGCUGUAUUUAUUUUCUAUGGGAAUGUUACUGAAGAAGUCUGACUUAAGAAGGACUGAUCCUUCUUUAUUCUGGAAUACUUGGGGACGUACUUGAUUACAGUCCAAAACCAUUAGUCUUUCACUACCCCCAAAAAAUAUUUUAUUUGCUUUUUAAAGCCUUAACCAAACACGUCCAUAUCACAUUCCUUUAUGUUGCCUUGCCUGCACUUUAAACCCCCACCCCAGUGCAAGUUCAUUCAAGUGAAAACUAUCAUACAAAAGUUUGGGAGACUCUUUUCAUCUGUAAAUAGCUGUAUAAAGGAAGUACUGUCCGUUUGCUAGGAGGCAUGGAGAUAAAAAAAAAACUAAACAAUGAAAUGACUUCAAAUGUUUCAACUUAAGAAAUGACAACGGUUAAGACAUUUUGAUAGAUGAAAUUCUGAGAAAAUAUUUCUGUGUAAAAAUAUUUAAGACUGUAUUAUAUAAAAGGAAAAAGAGCUUAAUGUAUUUGUUGUGAAUAUGAAAACUGAUAUAUUAAAGAAGUGCAUGAAAACUGUAA